AUGGCUUCGACGCACCUAUCACACUUGGACCCCUGUGUCUCAUUCGUUCGGAGGCAUUUGGUCUUCGCCGCGGCGCACUGGGCACAAGCGGCGCCCCAAGUCGCAGUGGGUGCGGCCCGCCGCCGUUCCGGCUGGGGGCUGCUUGGCGAUAGGGACGGUGACGCCGAGAACGAGGCGGUGGAAGCCAUAUUCCCUACAGGGCGUUAUGCAAAGCGGUCUCUCGGGGAGGAAGAUGUAUCUGCUUCUCCGGGUAUUGCGGGGUUUUCCGUUAUGGCGCACGGCGGACCAGAGGCGGCGAUUCGGAGAUUCAACAAAGAAGAGGCAGCCAGCCCCGGGGUCGCCGGGAAGAUAAAUGAUGAGAGGUCGGGUUUCUCGCGAGGAGCAUCAAGUUGGACCUCCUAUCUCCCGCUCGCCAUAUCUCCGACCCGAUGUCAGUUGCUUUUCAACGCCUUUGCAGAAGUCCCCUCAUGA
This is a messenger RNA of Colletotrichum navitas, 471 nucleotides long. RefSeq lists its product as uncharacterized. Bases 1 to 471 code for a protein of 156 amino acids. The record is from RefSeq and is a predicted model, not a curated record. NCBI's taxonomy places the organism in Eukaryota, Fungi, Ascomycota, Sordariomycetes, Glomerellales, Glomerellaceae. The transcript has a single exon.